Rosa chinensis is the source of this 4008-nucleotide messenger RNA. Its product is annotated as probable disease resistance protein At5g66900. Bases 1098 to 3554 code for a protein of 818 amino acids. Gene Ontology annotation, molecular function: ADP binding. The record is from RefSeq and is a predicted model, not a curated record. Lineage: Eukaryota; Viridiplantae; Streptophyta; Magnoliopsida; Rosales; Rosaceae. Gene Ontology annotation, biological process: defense response to fungus. The transcript has 11 exons.
AAAAAAUUUAGUUUAAUCUGCCGUGACUGACUCAUAAGAACUUCAACUUUUAGCCCUGCCACUUUAAUUUCUUUUUUGAAAUGGUGCUCUCUGCUCGAAGUGAAGUCACGAAUUUGUUAGGUCGAAUUGGAAGACAGGCCAAAUCAAGGCACGGUCAAACCGGAAGACUUUGGCAGCUCCCAAGUUUGUUGAAUCUCAGUAGUUGAACUACACCGGCCUUCAGAUCUUUCUUGUUCCACUGAUUCAACGUUUUCUGGACAUAUUGAUUCAGAUUUUCAUCUUGUACCAUCAUCACAAACAAAUGGUAUUAGUCGGGGGAGAAGCUUUAGGAGCAUCGUUUCUGGUGCUGUAUGAUGCCAUUAAGGAACUGAAUGACCAUCCUUUGAUGUUAAAAUCCCUCCUUGGAGAUAUCAAAUCCACACGUUCUAUAAAGCACCACUGAUUAAAGAGACAGCAGAGGAUGAAAAGGAAUUGGAUUUUCCAGAGGAUGAACUACAAAAUUUUAGAGUACAAAUGGAGGGGGAAGUUGAGCUAAUUCGCAAGUGCUCCAAGGUUGGUCCUUUGAGUCCUUACAAAAAAUAUAAGUAUGCAAACAAACUAGUUGAAUUGGGAAAUUCUAUGCAAAGACUGUUGGAUAUACUGAAAGUGCAUGGCAUAAGAGAUGUUAAGAAAACCUUGGUUAUGGUAAAGAAUAUUGAGACUAUGGUCCAGCAAAUUGAUCAAUUUUGGGAGACAAAAUAAUCCAUCUGAAAUUAUUGAAGGUUGGUGUGCAAUACCUGAACCUCCACCGCUUGUUGUUGGAUUGGAUGGGCCUUUGAUGGAAUUGAAGAUGAAGCUUUUCAAAGAUGAUAUAUCAAUGCUUGUACUAACUGCGCCUGGAGGAAGUGGGAAAACUACACUGGCAAUAAAGUUUUUUCAAGGUGGAGAAGUCAGAGGACGCAUUGAUUCAGAUUUUUGUCUUGUACCAUCACCACAAACAAAUUUGUUGAAUCUCAGUAGCUGAACUAGACCGGCGUGCAGAUCUUUCUUGUUUCACUGGUUCAUGCUUUUCUGGACGCAUUGAUUUGGAUUUUCGUCUUGAACCAUCAUCACCACAAAUGGUAUUAGUCAGAGGAGAAGCUUUGGAAGCAUCAUUUGUGGCACUGUAUGAUGCCAUUAAGGAAGUAAAUGAACAUCAUUUGAUGUUUAAAGCCCUCCUUGGAGAUAUCAGAUCUACACUAGAUUCUAUAGAACCACUGAUCAAAGAGACAGCAGAGGAUGACAAGGAGUUGGAUUUUCCAGAGGAUGAACUUCAGAAUUUUGGAGUACAAAUGGAAGAGGGGAUUGAGCUAAUUCGUAAGUGCUCUAAGGUUGGUCCAUUGAGUACUUACAAAAAAUAUAAAUACACAAACAAACUAGGUGAACUGGGAAAAUCUUUGCAAAGACUGUUGGAUAUACUGAAAGUGCAUAGCAUAAGAGAUGUGAAGAAAACCUUGGUUACCAUAAAGAAUAUUGAGACUAAGGUCCAGCAAAUUGAUGUGAAUAUUGGGAUACAAAAUAAUUCAUCUGAAAGUAUUGAAGGUUCAUGUGCAAUACCUGAACCUCCACCACUUGUAGUUGGAUUGGAUGGGCCUUUGAAGGAAUUGAAGAUGAAGCUUUUCAGUGAUGAGAUAUCAAUGCUUGUGCUAACUGCUCCUGGAGGAUGUGGGAAAACUACAUUGGCAACGAAGUUUUGUCAAGAUGGAGACGUCAGAGAUAAAUUCAAGAACAAUAUCUUCUUUGUAACUGUUUCCAAGAAGCCCAACUUAAACCUUAUUGUAGAAGAGCUAUAUCAACGCAAGGGUUCCCAGGUACCCGAUUUCCAACAUGAAGUAAUUGCACUUAAUUGGCUGUACGAAUUUCUAAACCAAAUGGGACAAGAUCCUUUACUAUUGGUUUUGGAUGAUGUUUGGUCUGAAUCUGAAUUUCUUCUUGAGAAGUUUGAUGAAUGGAGAAUGUCUAACUGCAAGAUCUUGGUGACAUCAAGGUUUGCAUUUCCAAGAUUUGGUUCUCCAUAUAAUUUGAAAUCAUUGAGUGAUGAAGAUGCAUUUGCUCUUUUUAAUCAUUCAGCAUACUUGGGAGAUGUUCGCUCUCAUGUUCCAGAAGACCUUGCAAGACAGGUAAUAAAACAUUGUAAAGGAUUUCCUCUUGCAAUUACAGUGGUUGGAAGAUCACUUUGUGGGCAGCCUAUAGAGAUCUGGCAAAAAAGAUUAAUUGAAUGGACUAAAGGUUCAUCUAUUCUUGAUUCUGAUCAUGAUUUGCUUGUUUGCCUCCAAAGCAGCCUUGAUGCCUUGGAGAAACAAAGUAUUACCAUCAAGGAAUGUUUCCUAGACCUUGGUUCAUUUCCAGAAGACCAAAGAAUACCUGCUACUACCCUCAUUGAUAUAUGGGCGGAGUCAUAUAAAAUAGAUGAAGACUGGCUUUGCAUUGCAAACCUCUGUGAACUCACCAAUAGAAAUCUGGCUACUCUUAUAAUCACAAGGAAGGACCCCAGGGAGGUGGAUGGCUAUUACAGUGAACAUUUUGUUACUCUGCAUGACAUUAUUAGAGAAUUGGCUAUCUAUCAGUCAAGUGUGGAAUCAAUAGAACAGAGAAAAAGGCUGAUAAUAGAUAUGUCUGGAGACAAUUUUCCCGAGUGGUGGACGGAACAGAAAUGUCAACCCAUCAAUGCUCACCUUUUAUCUAUCUCGACAGAUGGAGACUUCUCAUCUAAAUGGCUCAACAUGCAACUACCACAAGCAGAGGUUCUAAUUCUGAACUUUCAGUCAAAGAAGUAUGCCUUACCUGAAUUUGUGGAGAAAAUGGACAAAUUAAAGGUUCUGAUAGUCACAAAAUACGGUCUUUUACCUGCUGAAUUGGAUAACUUUCCAUUACUUGGUUCAUUAUCAAAUCUAAAGAGAAUUAGAUUAGAACGAAUAGCAAUACCUUCCAUGAGCAAGACCCCUGUACAGUUGAAGAGUUUAGAAAAGAUAUCAUUAUUCAUGUGCAAAGUGGGUCAAGCCUUUGACAACUGUUCCAUCGAACUUUUUAAUCUAUUGCCAAAUGUAGUGGAAAUGAACAUUGAUUACUGCAAUGAUUUGGUGAAAUUGCCCGCCAUGCUUUGUGACCUGAUUUGCCUGAAAAAGCUUAGUAUCACCAAUUCUCACAAGCUAUCUGUCUUACCUGAAGAAAUAGGAAAGUUAGUGAACUUAAAAGUGUUGAGGCUUAGGUCUUGUACUGAAUUGUCAGAGCUGCCAGACUCGAUUCGGAACCUCAAAUUGUUAAAUUUUCUGGACAUAUCUGAUUGCUUUAGUAUGAAGGAGCUUCCUGAACAUAUUGGUGAAAUGUGCUGCUUAGAAACGCUAAAUAUGAGACAAUGCUCAAGACUGCAAGAGUUGCCUGCAUCAGUUUUGGAUCUUGAACAGUUGAAGGAUGUGAUUUGUGAUGAAGAGACUGAAAUAUUAUGGAACCCCUUCUUACCCAUUCUCCACAACUUACAUAUCAGGGUAGUGAAAGAAGAUAUUAACCUGAAUUGGCUCCACACGUUUCCAUCUUGAAAGCAUUGUUUUCUCAGUAACUAUUGGAGCGACGCCUCUGUGAUUUGUGCAGCUCCUUCUCUAUAUUGCUCCACAAGGCUCAUUCAUGAGAGUGGUUGAGACACAGUAAUGCCUAUGAUAAUCUACAUUUUAAUGCUCUUUGUUGUAAUUUCUCUGCGAUAUAUAUAAAUGUUUUCAAUAAAUAGUGAAGUGAACCGUCUGUAAAUUAUGUAUUCCAUCACUGGGUUUAUGUAGCUAGUGGUGUGAAGAAGAGAUCUUGAUGUUUCUUGAUGUUGAGAUCUGGUUAGUGGGCGUGAGGGCCUAGCCUCCCAGUUCUUCUGGGUUCCAGCCCUCGACAAAAAAAGAGUGUAGUAAACUUUGUGUAAUGUAUUAUACAACUUUCCUUUUGAGACAUUUGUAUCAGUUCUUACUCUUGACUCUAAUUUCUGGGGAAAUUUCAAUAUCUGAACGCUAA